GUGGAAUCGACGCGCCGUCACCGUCAACAAAAUUGGGAAGAGAAUAUAAAAUUAGGGCAAGAGAGAAAAAAGGUUGAAUCGAAACAGAUCGGAAAAUCGUCGAGAGAGAGAGAGAGAGAGAGAAUGUCGUAUCUUCUUCCACAUCUGCACUCCGGUUGGGCUGUUGAUCAGUCGAUUCUGGCCGAGGAAGAGCGUCUCGUCGUCAUUCGUUUCGGCCAUGACUGGGAUGAGACCUGUAUGCAGUUCAUAGCUCUCGAUUUGGAUCCUUUCGUACUGGAAAAUUGCGAUACUUUGUGGUGAUUGUUUGAAAAUUGUGUUCCUUAGCUCAGAACUGAUGAAAUUAGGGUUUCACUCAAAAAAAUCCUAGUUGUUGGAGUUGGUUACUAUGUAGAAGGUUUUGAAUGUGUCCGUUUUAGUGUCCAUUUCUGUGAUUUAUGCUUCGUUUUGUUCUUGCGAAUUUGGUGAUCUUGGAAUAUUCCGGAUAUGUUGUGUUGAUUGUUUGAAACUUUAGCCAUUCGUGUGAUCUUUAUUAUCUUGGAACUGAUUAAAAUUUUAGGGCUUCACUUACAAUUGAUUCUAGUAUUCAGUUUCUGGUUUCUGUUUUGAUUCGAAGUUUUUGAUUUUUGUAGAUGGAUGAGGUGCUUGCGUCUGUUGCUGAGACGAUUAAGAACUUUGCAGUCAUUUAUCUGGUGGACAUCACUGAGGUUCCAGACUUCAACACCAUGUACGAGCUGUACGAUCCUUCUACGGUCAUGUUCUUCUUCAGGAACAAGCACAUCAUGAUCGAUCUUGGAACUGGUAACAACAACAAGAUCAACUGGGCUCUCAAGGACAAGCAGGAGUUCAUUGAUAUCAUUGAGACUGUCUACCGUGGUGCAAGGAAGGGUCGUGGGUUGGUGAUUGCUCCAAAAGAUUACUCCACCAAAUACCGUUACUAAUCGAGCUUCCCAACACUAUCUAGUUUGUUAAAACCAUUGAGUCUAGUGAUUCUGGUCAGCUGAAAUAUCCCGUGAACUGGUUUCAUUUCAUAUAUGCUUUGAUGAUGAUUGUGAUUCUGGUUUUUGCUUACUGUUUCGGUUGUUCUCCAUUUAUGUAUGUAACUACUUGCUUCGAACAUGAUUCAGUGAAAUGAAAUUUGGAAGCCGUUGGGUUUAUGUAUAUGCAUCUUUGAUCUUCCUGGGUUAUGUAUAUGUGACACCAUUUGUCUACCAAGUACCAACGAUGGAUACGAAAAUGAAACUUUUUACUAUUGAAAGAUUUUAC
Messenger RNA from Arabidopsis thaliana (thale cress), 1263 nucleotides. RefSeq names its product mRNA splicing factor, thioredoxin-like U5 snRNP (gene YLS8). The transcript has 2 exons. Lineage: Eukaryota; Viridiplantae; Streptophyta; Magnoliopsida; Brassicales; Brassicaceae. Gene Ontology annotation, biological process: mRNA splicing, via spliceosome. The record is from RefSeq and is marked reviewed. Bases 630 to 938 code for a protein of 102 amino acids. Gene Ontology annotation, cellular component: U4/U6 x U5 tri-snRNP complex.